UUGAGAGAUAAAAUGAAUAUAGAAGAAAAGGUCAAACGAUGAUAUAGAAGUAACAUCCCUGAUAACAAAAGAAAUAUGCCCUGCCCAGUUUUCUCUCCAAUCAAGCUAAUGCUCUAGUAAUUGGUAGCUGAGUAUAUAGACAGUAAUAAUCGUUGUAUUUUGCACAUUAAAUCCAAUCGUUGGAAGCAAAGCUUUUCCAACCAGCCGACCUAGAUUACUUUCUUUGCAAACGUAUAACGUUUCGCUUGCUCAUCGAAGCUGAGAGAAAUGCCUCAUCAUCGCAGCAAACAGCGUGGAGACGAGAAAUGAAGAUGACGAAACCAUAAGAAAACCAAGAAGUCGAUGGAGAAAUUUAAUUAUCAGAUUGUCAGCUUAGUUAUUAAUAAUAAUUCUACUAUUUAAAAAUAGAUGAAAACGAAAAUGCGUGUUAAAGAUAAUUCAUAUAGAUAUGAAAGGAGAUUGUCAAGUGCACGUGGAAAAUUUUGGCGGCACGCGUCAAUGAAGGGGUAUCACGCUAUAAGCUAUUCUUCCCCGCCUGCAAGUAUUAGACUGAAGUCUACUUAUUCUAGUAGAGUGUUUCGAGUCCAGUGUUCUCGCCGACUGGCUGACUGGCUGGUCGGUCAGUCAGAACGGUUGUUCUCGCUACUUGUUUUCCAGUGCCUCGAAUGAUUUCGCGUUUGUGGAAGACAAGCGAGUCUCGCUCGAGACGGAGUCGCAUCGAGUAGAUCGCUGGGUUGCGAGGUGGAGGAGGAAGAGAAGGCAAGAUGCGACGAAGGGUAGAAGGUGACUUCGAAGACUCAAGAAGAUUCAGAAAACCAAGAGUAGAAAGCUAUGGAUUUCGAGUUCUGGAAGAUACCAAUAUCAGUGACUAUUACUUGGGUAUUCCAGAGCCACCAAGAGCUCCAGAACCUUACAAAAUCACAGGUGGAUCAUCGUCGACAGCACGAGCUCAUCGAAGGUCGAGCUUCGUGAUCCUUGCAGAUUCGGGGGAAUCUAUAUCACGAUCGGUAGCAGGGUCACCUGCUCACGAAAGAAUUAGAAGUCCUCUGUCACCUCAUCGAGUGAUUCAUGGAAGAUCCUCGCCAUUUCGACCAAGAGGAUUUAAAGGACCGCCUCCGCAUGCUCAGUCAAGGCCCCAAAGUCCUCCAGUGCCGGCUCAGAGACGAUUUAUUCAACCAAAAUCAUUAUCGCAAGGAAAUAGUCCCAGGAAACAAAGUCUGAUUCCCCAACCACAGAGAGGCUUCAUUUCCCGCACCAAAAGCCAGAAGAACAAGGAUCGUGAUCGAUGGGAACGUCGCUCAGGUCGUUAUGUCACAAGAAUCCCUCGUUCCAGCUCUCUCAAGGCUCCUACGACUACAAGACGUCCAGUCCUGGAAACGACACGUGCUGCUAAGCUAUCAAACAAGCCAACAAAACCAACCCCCAACUCGACCACAAAUCUAAAUAGUUUUACUACCACUACUAAUACUACAUUACCAAUUACAACUAUAACUAAUGCCCAAGCACAAUCGGAGAAGAAAAUUAAUCGAUCGCCUACGAAAAUACCUAUUCGUCAUACACCCAGUGGUCGAUUUAUUCAACUCCCCAACUCUGAAAAACCUGAGAGAAUAAUAAAAGAAAAUUUACCUCCAGCUACUGAAUCUAACUCAGCUUCAUCUAACCAAGUUAAUGAUCAAGCUGCAGCUGUAGAAGUGGAAAGUAAUUCAACACAACCGGAAGUUGCAAAUAAAGAUCUAGGUAUUGCUGAUCUUCUUAAACAACCAGCAGCUGGUGACGGAACUGCUAGUGUAGUUAAUGCCACGACAACAACUGCUGUUCAGCCUCUUAAAAUUGAUGCUGCCAAAAUUUUGCCUCUAGACAUAGAUUCUAUUUCAGUAAAAAAUUCUAAAGAAGAUAAGAAAAACUCUUCUAGAUCGUGCUCACCCGAAAUACAAAGUUCAAAUGCAUCAACAAGUCAAAAGAUUUCUGCUAUUGUGAAAGAUGAAAAAACUCCACAAUCGUCUUCGUCUACUGAUGUUGUUGUUGAGCCAAUGAAUGUUGAAGCGGUUGUAGAAAAUAUCGACAAAGAGGAAAGUAAGGAUAAUACUGAGAUUAUUACAGCUGAUAAAGAAAUAAAAAAAGAAGGUAGAAAGGAGGGAAAAGAUGGAAAGGAUACGAGUGAAUUGAUCGAACUUAAAGAGAAUAAAACAAAGGAAGAUGAAGCAGAAAAGAAAUCAAAGUCCAUUCAAGAGGUUGAAAAGCCACAAGCUGCUUCUAGUACAGGUUCCAAUGUUUUUUUAAUGAACCCUGCUAAUGAAAAAUCUGAAAGUCAGAUGAAAACUACGAUUGAAAGUCCAGAAAUUCAAGCUCAAGAUAAAUUAAAGAAUCACGGCAGCGAAAAUUCUAUCAAAUCAUCUAAUGGAUUAUCAACGUAUUCUGGAGAAAGUAUUCGAUCAACUGAUACUGGAGUAAGUUUGAAUACAGUGCGAGGGGUGUCUUCAGCUCGAGAAAAAAGGGGUACUCACGUAGUUAAGAGAUCACAAGAGAUUGAAACACUUAGUGGAAAUGUUAUGAAUUUAGAAAAUCAAAGAAAUGGUGAUUCUGCAAUUGUGGAAGUAGCAGAAUCUACUGAGGAAAUUCUUCCAGCUUCAAGUAGGCAACCAAUUUCAAAACGUGAGAGGUUCAAAAGGUGGAAGGAUUCAGUGGUACAACGAUGGAGAGACCGUUGGGGUAAACAGAAAAUGAUGAAGAAAAAUAAAAGUGUUAUGAGGUUUCCUAAUAUGAGGCGAAAAAAGAAGAAUAAAGUGGAGAAAAUGAAAAAAACAGAGAAUGAAAAUCCAAAUGAACAACAACAGCAACAGCAACAACAAGCAACUGAAAAUGUUACUCCAAAGCCAAAUGCUUGCUCCAGAAUGAGAGCAGCUUGUUUAAGAAGUGUUCGAUGGCAUUCAAAGAUAGCCCCAGCGGAAUCAACGACAAGCUGCUGUCGUCCAGAAAGAAGCUGUUGUCUAUUAUGUAAGUCAAGUUGGAGUUGGUGCCGAUGGCCUAGUUGUUGUUCUUGUAGACGUGGUUCUGAGCCAACCAAGAAUGUACGUGCCAAACACAGUCUAACUAGUGUCGCACCACCACCACCAUUAUCUGAGGAACACAAAUCCAAGAUUCCGGAUGUUCUUAUUGAGCACAACUCGGUGAUGCGAGCUGCCAUUCCCUGUCUUCCUGUCCCACUAGCCUGGUUUUGCCUCGUUUGGAAUAUCCUCCUUCCCGGAACUGGCACCUUGUGGAGUGGACUCUUCAAUCUUUGCUUUGGCCAGCCUCGCUUUGCCGCGACAGCCAGUGCCAAGUCAAGAUUCGGUGCUUUGAUUGUCAAUAUAAUUGUUGGAAUUAGCCAACUCUUUACAGUUCUUUUUUGUCUUGUUGGAUGGGGUUGGAGUAUCUGGUGGGGUGUCACAAUGAUUCGGUUAGCAAGAAAGUGGAAGCGUUUCAAAGCUACAGAGGCAUCGAAUAAUGAUCCAGAAGCAAGAGGUGAUGAAAGAACAGUUUUACCUGCACCAGGAGUUCCAACCCAAGCUCUCAGAGAAAUGGAACGGACACGUUGAUCCUACCUAAUUGAUCUGAUUGCUUUCUUGCGAUUUUCUCUCAUUCUUCCGUCCAAUGAUACAUCAUAUAUAGUCUUUCAAACUUUUUGCUUUCAAUGAAAGCAUGUAAAUAUGAUAUUAUUGUACUUUGAUAUUGGCGACAGAAAAAACGUCGUUAAAAAAUAACAGUUUUUUCUGAAUUUUUUUUAUACUGCACGCUUUACAUUGUAUUCCAAUGAAGAUGAUGUACGUGUACUUGAUAUAAAUCUUGUAAAUAUUGAUCCAAUUGAUAAAUAUAUUUAAUAAUUAAUCAUAUCACUCAUUGAUUAUUAA
This is a messenger RNA of Chelonus insularis, 3887 nucleotides long. RefSeq names its product protein stum (gene stum). The transcript is spliced from 8 exons. Gene Ontology annotation, cellular component: sensory dendrite. The record is from RefSeq and is a predicted model, not a curated record. NCBI's taxonomy places the organism in Eukaryota, Metazoa, Arthropoda, Insecta, Hymenoptera, Braconidae. Gene Ontology annotation, biological process: sensory perception of mechanical stimulus; taxis; proprioception. Bases 765 to 3575 code for a protein of 936 amino acids.